AUGUCACUCAAAGCAGAGCUUACCACCUGGUCUAAAGCAAUCUCAUCAUACGAAGCGGGCGAUUACGAAGAGGCGAUCUCAGAGUUCAGCAAGAUAUCAGAUACGUCCAAGAUUUGCUGGAACAUUGGGAUCGUCCUGGCCACGCUUGGUAAACACCAAGAAGCGGUUGAAGAAUUCGGGAGAGCAGUGGAGUUGGAUUGUUACUUUGCUAUUGGAUAUCAGCAGAAGGGAGUCAGCAAUUUUAUGCUGGGUAAUUGUCAAGAUGCGUUGAAAGAUUUUGAAGACGCUCUUUUAUAUUUGAGGGGUAAUCAAACCAUUAACUACGAACAACUCGGUCUGGACUUCCGCUUAUACUCCUGCGAAGUUCUCUUCAAUUGCGGAUUAUCCAAAAUAUACUUGGGUCAGAUGGAAAGUGGUUUAUCCGAUUUACGAAAUGCUCAAAGUCAGAAGAUGAUCAAGGAACAUGAUGUGAUUGAUGAUGCUAUCAGAGACGGAGGAAGGGAUUACAAUGUGUUUUCUGUACCUGUCGGUGUACUGUUCAAGCCUUCGCAAAAGAAGUUAAAGAACCUAGCUAGUCGAGAUUACAUGGGUAAAGCUAUCCUCGUCGCAGCCACCGACGUCAAUGACGCCUACACCACCUUUACAGGUAUAACACGUCUUCAGCGUGGCCAAACUCCCUCCGGUGCACCUUUGGAUGCUUCACACCCUCUGGGCCGGUCUGCGUCUGACUCAGCGAUCCCGCAAGAUACCGGUACGACCCGAAUGACAAGGAGCAACACCGUCGGAAUCAGUCCAAAUUCGUCCCAUCGUUCGGCAGACCCAACUUUGAAUCGACAUUCAAGGAGUAAUACGAUGGACAACGAACUUCCUUUGGCUACCCCUGCAUUGAACAGAUCAAUCACUAGUGCUACCAGACCAGCAGUAAAAAUCACCACCGAGUUCACACAAAGGGAAAAUCAACCUUUAUCAGCACCUGAACGUCAAUUGUCUAAUAGCUUCGAUACAAACCUGGCAAUGUUGCCUAAAUCAUCUACCGCCGGACCAGGAGAACCGCCAUUGAGAUUGGGUGCAGGUGAAUCACCUUACCUCCAAACGCCUCAACUCAAUCCUAGAUCCAAUAUCAAGUCUUCAGCGGUCACUGAGCUUUACGAUGAAUACUAUCAAUCUAUCCAGGAAUCGCCGGAGGAAGAUGGUAUAGUCAUACCCGAUAAUCUUCCUCCAAUUGGAGGUGCUAAGAGAAUCGAAGCUUGGUCCAAUAGAACUCCUCUGGGUGCUAGUCCCAGUAUCGCUCUGUCCAGAAAGGGAAGUGCAACUGCUUCUACGACGAUCGGGCAAAAUAUGAUGAAUAAUCAGAAGAGAUUACAACCUCAAACUCAACUACCACCUAUUUCAUUUGGUAGUAGGUCGCCUGGUGGAGGUGGUGGGUCUAUACCCCUGACGAGGACGUUGUCGGCUGCUACGAGUAAUAGAGAAUCGAAUUAUGAGGUAGGCAGUGAGAAUGGUAGUUUCUACGAUAUGAUGAAGAUACGGGUCAAGGUAAACUACGGUGCCCAUAAACGAGGAAUGUCCAUCCUUCCUUCACACACAUAUGAGAUAUUCAUUAAUUUGCUCAAAGACAAGUUCCCUGAGUUGGCAGAUCAGCCGCUCGAUGUAAAGUUCAAAGAUGAAGAUGGAGAUAUACUGUCGAUGAGGGACGAAGGUGAUUUCGAAGCUGCCGUGGACGUAGCGAGGAUUUUGGGCGAAGGGAAUGGAAGAGGAGAAGGGAGGUUGGAAAUUUGGGUUGUCUAG
Messenger RNA from Kwoniella botswanensis, 1788 nucleotides. RefSeq lists its product as uncharacterized. Bases 1 to 1788 code for a protein of 595 amino acids. Gene Ontology annotation, molecular function: protein binding. The record is from RefSeq and is a predicted model, not a curated record. NCBI's taxonomy places the organism in Eukaryota, Fungi, Basidiomycota, Tremellomycetes, Tremellales, Cryptococcaceae. The transcript is spliced from 6 exons.